CAGUGUUGUCUGUUCUGUUUAUUAGUACUUUGGUGUUUGUUUAGGUUGUGUCCAUCUAUCUCGAGCAAAGUCAUUCAGUAAUUUAUUCUUGAAAAUGUUUGAACAGUUUCAUGUUGUUAAUGAAAAGUACAUUGAUAAAUUGACAUGUAGUGUUAUUAGAUUUAGAUAUUAUUUCUUGUAAUGUUAAACCGGUGGUUAGUCAUUUCAUAAAGUGAUUCAUGUAAGAAAGUGAUAUGACACAAAUAUUGCAAUCUGUGUAUUUAGUUUUGUUUUCAGUAUUAUCAAUAGAUUAGUCAGUUUCCUUGUAAGCCUAGAGUUUAGAAACGUAGAGUCUUGACAAAAAUGUUUUUAAGGACUGGCAGUUUUGGCUUUGCCAAUUUUAGAAUACUUCUCGUAGUAUUAAUAUCAGCCAUAGUAGUAUUAUUUUUCCAAAUGAAGAUUCUUACUUUAGAAGAAAGUCACAGGAAAUUAGAACAAACAGUAGAAAGGCUAAUUCAGGUGAACAGUAAUAUCAAGAGUUCAGCCCUUAGCAGCUCUCUGGCGGAACAACGUAGAAAUGCUCAUCCAGAGAGAGACAUGAUCAUCAUCUACAACAGAGUGCCAAAAACCGGUUCAACCAGCUUCGUCAAUGUGGCUUACGACAUCUGUAAACGGAACAUGUUUAAUGUUCUUCACCUCAAUGUUACAGCCAACCAACAUGUUAUGUCACUGGCUGAUCAGGCAAGAUUUGUGCGAAAUCUUACACAGUGGACUGCCAAGAAACCAGGCCUUUAUCAUGGACAUGUCAGCUUCAUAGACUUCGGAAAGUUUGGUGUAACGCAGAAACCCAUCUAUAUAAAUAUUCUGCGCAAACCUCUGGACAGGUUGGUCUCGUAUUACUACUUUCUACGGUACGGUGAUAAUUACCGACCUCACCUCCUCCGUAGUAGACAUGGUGACAAGAUGACAUUUGAUGAGUGUGUCAAAAAGCAUCAUGAUGACUGUAACCCAGACAACAUGUGGCUACAGAUACCUUUCCUCUGUGGCCAUGCAGCUGAGUGUUGGGUGCACGGCAGCAACUGGGCACUGGAGCAAGCCAAGCGGAAUCUGCUUGCUCACUACCUCAUAGUGGGGGUAACAGAGGAGCUCACGGACUUUAUCGCCAUCCUGGAAUCUGCUCUGCCGUCCUUUUUCCAUGGAGCCUUGCAACACUUCCAGUCCAGUAACAAGUCACAUUUGCGGAGGACCAACCAGAAAGUGGAACCGUCUAACGAGACGGUGGCUCAAAUCAAGAAAUCGAGGAUAUGGAGGAUGGAAAACGAAUUGUACGAGUUUGCUCUGGAACAGUUCUACUUCCUCAAGAAACGGAUGGGGGUCGGAGCGGACGGAGUGGUCAGUGACAAAGGUCAACAGUUCAUGUUUGAAAAGAUAAGUCCUAAAUGAGGCAGAGCUUAAGUCUGAUACACAGUUGUCUUGCAAAACCAUGUCUUUCAGAUGGUAAAGUUUUAAAAUAAGUUAUUGGUACCGCCACAGUGUUUAUUAUAUUUUGAUUAAAAAGAGACGUUUGAUGAUAAUAUAAUAAAGUACAUUGUAAAACAGUACAGUAUGUGCAAUAAUGAUGCAUUUAAACAUAGUCUGAAAAAUUCUAAAUAUUAAUUAUACACGAGCAAGUUUUAAAUUGUAAAACUAAUGCUCUGUAAUAAUGAUAGUAAAUGUAUUGUUGGGUCAAAGUUAACGAAGAGCUUCUUUCUUGAACACAAUUAUCAGUGAUUUCAUUCUACUGUUAUUUCAUCAAGUAAGUCAAGUAAAACGAUAAUACAUGAAAUAGUUUGAUCUGCUAUAAACUAUCAUAUUAAUGACUAUGACCUGGAAGGUCAGAUAUUUCUCAUUAUUGCAAAAAUAACGAUGCCCUUUGAUACAGUUAAUGAAAUUUCAUCUUACCUCACAAAUUAUUAUCUGAAUGUAUUUUGUUGUUUGCUUUAUUGUUAUCAUAAUGGAGUUGAAUGUUUAUUAUAAUGUAUACUUUAUAAUAUAUUGCAGUAUAAUCGACAAUGCAAGCAUGCUUUUGAAGUCAAUAAUAUUAACUCUUUUAAUGAGAACAGGGAAAAGUACCCUUUAAACUCUUUAAUAGAAAAGAUUUCGUUGUACCUUUGGUUUUAACAUACAUUUUCCAGCUCUCACUAAUGAAAAUAGUAAACUGAACUGUAUAAAAAAUGUUUUUUUUUAUCAGUAAAUGCAAUCAAUAACCAAAAUCUAAGCUUUUAACCCUCAGAGCAAGAGACCAAAAAUUUUUUGUCUUUGAAUGCUGACUUAUCUAGGGAUUACGGAGGAAUACCAAACUUUUUAGUCUGACCACAUUAUUUCACAUUUUUGUCUGUAACUCCCUUAUUUUUAGUAAAAAUUGUUUUUAAUUAUGCAUAUAUAAAUUCUGUAACAGAAAACAAUACAUUUUUAGAAACAAAAUUUAAAAACUUUAAUAAAAAUGUACUUACAAAAAAAAAAUUUUUUUUGUCUUUGAGUAGGAAAACAUUCUUUAUAAAAAUUUCACCUAGGGUCUCUUCUUUUUCUCUACGGUCCCU
This is a messenger RNA of Homalodisca vitripennis (glassy-winged sharpshooter), 2558 nucleotides long. Its product is annotated as heparan sulfate 2-O-sulfotransferase 1-like. The transcript is spliced from 7 exons. Gene Ontology annotation, molecular function: heparan sulfate 2-sulfotransferase activity. Gene Ontology annotation, cellular component: membrane. The record is from RefSeq and is a predicted model, not a curated record. Bases 343 to 1422 code for a protein of 359 amino acids. NCBI's taxonomy places the organism in Eukaryota, Metazoa, Arthropoda, Insecta, Hemiptera, Cicadellidae.